CUCCACCUUAGCGCGCCCCAGGUAAGGACGUCCCUUUCCAUCCAGCCUCUCCCUCCACCCCUCCUCACCGGGACAUGUACGGCAGCGCCAGAGCCGCCAGCCACAUCGACAGCAGCCCCUCCCGCUCGCCACGCCUGCCUCGCUCGCCCCGCCUCGGGCACCGGAGGGUCCACAGCGGGGGGGGCGGCGGGGGCGGCGGGGGGGGCGGCAAGACGCUCUCUAUGGAGAACAUCCAGUCUCUCAACGCCGCCUACGCCACCUCUGGGCCCAUGUACCUGAGCGACCAGGAGGCUGUGGGCUCCACCGCCACCUACCCCAAGGGCACCGUGACCCUAGGCCGCGCCUCCAACCGGGCCAUGUAUGGAGGUCGGGUCACCGCCAUGGGCAGCAGCCCCAACAUCGCCACAGUGGAGCUGGGCCACCACCACGCCGACCUGCUCUCCUACAGCGACCUGGGCUCCCUGUCCAUGCUGCAGCACCACCACCACCACCAGCAGGGGCUGCCCUCGGCACUGCUGCGGCAGGCGGUGCGGGGUGGGGGGGAGCUGCUGGAGAUGCAGGCCCAGCUCAGGGACAUGCAGAGGGAGAAUGAGCUGCUGAGGAGAGAGCUGGACCUGAAGGACAGCAAGCUGGGCUCCUCCACCAACAGCAUCAAGAGCUUCUGGAGCCCCGAGCUGAAGAAGGAGAGGGUGAUGAGGAAGGAGGAGGCGGCAAGGACCUCCAUCUUGAAGGAGCAGAUGAGGGUCACCCACGAGGAGAACCAGCACCUUCAGCUCACCAUCCAGGCCUUGCAGGAUGAGCUGCGUACCCAGAGAGACCUGAACCACCUGCUGCAGCAGGAGAACCGGCUGGGCUCUGACCACUUCACCUCCAUCGAGCUCAACGAGGACAACUUCCGCCGGCUGCAGGCGGAGCACGACCGUCAGGCCAAGGAGCUGUUCCUCCUGAGGAAGACCCUGGAGGAGAUGGAGCUGAGGAUUGAGACCCAGAAACAAACCCUGGGCGCCAGGGACGAGUCCAUCAAGAAGCUGCUGGAGAUGCUGCAGAGCAAGGGCCUGCCCCCGGGGCCUGGCCGGGGGGUGGAGGAGGAGGAGCAGGAGCGGACGAGACGCAUCGCGGAGGCAGAGGCUCAGCUGGGACACCUGGAGGUCAUCCUGGACCAGAAGGAGAAGGAGAACAUCCACCUCCGAGAGGAGCUGCACAGGAGGAACCAGCUGCACCAGGACCCAGGGAAGACCAAGGCUCUGCAGACCAUCAUAGAGAUGAAGGAUACCAAGAUUGCGUCUUUGGAGCGCAACAUUCGGGAUCUGGAGGAUGAGAUCCAGAUGCUGAAAGCAAGCGGUCUUCUGAACUCUGAGGACAGGGAGGAGGAACUCAAACAGAUGGAGAUCUACAAGAACCACUCCAAGUUCAUGAAGACCAAGAUCGACCAGCUGAAGCAGGAGCUGUCUAAGAAGGAGUCAGAGCUGCUGGCUCUGCAGACCAAGCUGGAAACGCUGAACAACCAGAACUCCGACUGCAAGCAGCACAUCGAGGUGCUGAAGGAGUCGCUCACCGCCAAGGAGCAGCGAGCCGCCAUCCUGCAGACAGAGGUGGACGCUCUGCGCCUGCGUCUGGAGGAGAAGGAGUCGUUCCUAAACAAGAAGACCAAGCAGCUGCAGGAGCUGACGGAGGAGAAGGGCUCCCUGGCCGGGGAGAUCCGGGACAUGAAAGACAUGCUGGAGGUCAAGGAGAGGAAGAUCAACGUCCUGCAGAAGAAGAUUGAGAACUUGCAGGAGCAGCUGAGGGACAAGGACAAGCAGCUGUGCAGUCUGAAGGACCGGGUCAAGUCCCUGCAGACAGACUCCAGCAACACGGACACGGCCCUGGCCACCCUGGAGGAGGCUCUGUCUGAGAAGGAGAGGAUAAUCGAGCGACUGAAGGACCAGAGAGAGAGGGAGGACAGAGAGAGGCUGGAUGAAGUUGAAUCCUACAAGAAGGAAAACAAGGACCUCAAGGAAAAAGUCAACACUCUGCAGGUGGAGUUAACAGAGAAGGAGUCCAGCCUGAUAGACCUGAAGGAGCAUGCCUCGUCGCUGGCUUCCUCUGGGCUGAAGAAGGACUCCAAGCUGAAGACCCUGGAGAUUGCAAUCGAGCAGAAAAAGGAGGAGUGCAGCAAGCUGGAGACACAGCUGCAGAAGCAAGCUGAGCAGCUUUUCAGUCAGAUGAACAACCCUCAGAAGGCCCACGAGGUGGAGCAGCAGGUGGGGUCCCGGGGGGCACCAGAGUACGGGGAGCGGGUGAAGCAGCUGGAGAAGGAGCUAUCCUUCUACAAGGACGAGUCAGGCAAGGCUCAGGCGGAGGUGGAGAGACUGCUGGACAUCCUGAGGGAGGUGGAGACAGAGAAGAAUGACAAGGACAAGAAGAUUGCAGAGCUGGAGAGGCAAGGCAAGGACCAAGUAACCAAGAAGGGUCCAAACAUCAAGCUGGGGCCUCAAGUGGAAAAGAAAAUCAUAGGUCAAGACCCUCGCAAGGACAACACCAUGGAUAGUAGCCAACACGUGAAGCUGGAGGAGUUGAUGAACACGCUGGAGAGGACCAGGCAGGAGCUGGAGGCCACCAAACAGCGUCUCUCCUCCACGCAGCAGUCCCUGCACGAGCGGGAUGGACACCUGACCAACCUGAGGCAGGAACGCAGGAAACAGCUGGAGGAGAUCCUGGAGAUGAAGCAGCAAGCCUUGCUGGCAGCCAUCAGUGAGAAGGAUGCUAAUAUUGCCCUGCUGGAGCUGUCUGCUUCCAACAAGAAGAAGAGCCAGGAGGAGGUGCUAGGGCUGAAGAGGGAGAAGGACAGACUGAUGCACCAGCUCAAACAACAGACCCAGAGCAGGAUGAAGCUGAUCGCUGACAACUAUGAGGAUGACCACUACCACCCCCACUCUGCCCCCCAGCCCUCCCACCCCCAGCCCUCCCAGCCCCAGUACCCCCAGCCCCAGCAGCAGCCCCCAUAUCCUCACGCCCCCCACCCUGGACACCCCCAGGCCCCGUCCCAGCACCCCCACCCUGGACACCCCCAGGCCCCGUCCCAGCACCCCCACCCUGGACACCCCCAGGCCCCGUCCCAACAUCCCCACCCUGGACACCCCCAGGCCCCGUCCCAGCACCCCCACCCUGGACACCCCCAGGCCCCGUCCCAGCACCCCCACCCUGGACACCCCCAGGCCCCGUCCCAGCACCCCCACCCUGGACACCCCCAGGCCCCGUCCCAACACCCCCACCCUGGACACCCCCAGGCCCCGUCCCAACACCCCCACCCUGGACAUCCCCAGGCCCCGUCCCAACACCCCCACCCUGGACACCCCCAGGCCCCGUCCCAACACCCCCACCCUGGACACCCCCAGGCCCCGUCCCAGCACCCCCACCCUGGACACCCCCAGGCCCCGUCCCAACACCCCCACCCUGGACACCCCCAGGCCCCGUCCCAACAUCCCCACCCUGGACACCCCCAGGCCCCUCCCCAGCACCAACAUGGAGGGCCCAGACCACAGCAGCCUCACCCUCAACAACAGCACCCCCAACAACACCCUCAACAGCACCCUCACCCCCAGCAACACCCCCAACAACACCCUCACCCCCAACAGCACCCCCAUCCUCAACACCCUCACCCCCAACAGCACCCCCAUCCUCAACAGCAGCAUCCGCACGGGCCGCCUCAGCAGGGCCCGCAUCCCCACCACCCCCCUCACGGACCUCCUCACUCUCAGCAACCACGCCACCCACCCCCCCAUCACCGAGGAGGCCCCGCCCGAGGACCCCCCCACGCAGGGCAUCGCCCCUCCCCUGACCAGGAUGAUGAGGAGGGGAUCUGGGCGUAAUCCUUGUCUAUGACAACUAAAGCUUUGAUGUUGUUCUGAGGGAUGAUUCAUUCACCACUGGAGCAGCGCAGGCAUGCCAUGAUGCUGAAACACAUCGAGUACCUGACCAAGUCUUUGUUUGUUAAUUCCACACUCUACAUUGGGGCCUUUAUCUUUACUGAGGAGGAGG
Osmerus eperlanus (European smelt) is the source of this 4020-nucleotide messenger RNA. RefSeq names its product ERC protein 2-like. The record is from RefSeq and is a predicted model, not a curated record. NCBI's taxonomy places the organism in Eukaryota, Metazoa, Chordata, Actinopteri, Osmeriformes, Osmeridae. Gene Ontology annotation, cellular component: cytoskeleton of presynaptic active zone. Gene Ontology annotation, molecular function: structural constituent of presynaptic active zone. Gene Ontology annotation, biological process: regulation of synaptic plasticity; neuromuscular synaptic transmission; maintenance of presynaptic active zone structure.